AUGAGACAACCGUCAAAGGACACUAUCGAUUAUUACAUAUUCCCGAACAAGAUUUUGUGCAGUAUGUUCGGUAUGUGGCCUUCUGAUAAGAAACGCUCGACUGUCAGGAAAAUGUUGGCGUACUUGCACUUUGUGUUCUCUGUACUGACGGUGUGUGUGAUCGUGGUGCCUGAGAUUAUAUUAUUGGCUGUCAGGUGGAGGGAUCUGAAGAUUUUUGCAGGAGCAGGAUGCAUCAUAAUGUCGCUCAUGCAGGUACUCUUCAAAACGGUAUAUCUAACCAUGAAGAGAGAAGAGGCACACAAGUUAUAUACAGAAUUUAGAAGUCUAUGGUAUUUGACGAAAGAUCCUGUGGAAAGACAAUCUUACGAAUUGUUCGCAUACUGGGCGAGGACUUGUACCAUAACCUUCGGCGUAUCUUGCGUUGGGACUAUGAUCAUCUUCUUCAUUUCUGCGACGUAUGACUACAUUACGGAUGUGAACAUGAAUGCUGGCAGCCGACAUUUGCCAUAUGAUGUCUGUUGUAUGAUAAAUGUACAGUUAGAAGUCUCUCAAACUUACCAAAUGGAGAUGCGUGGAAUAGACUUCAUAGAUUCACCUGAAUUUGAAAUUAUCUUCGUUUCCCAAAUUCUGGCGUCCCUCUUUGCUGCCUGCGCAGUUAUCGGUCUGGAUAGCACGUGCGUGACCAUCAUCCUGCACUUAUCAGGACAAUUUAGAUUAAUCACGACGUGGCUCAGUAACAUCGGUAUCGAAAUGCAGUACAAUCGAAUCGAUUUGCACAACUGUCCUCCGAGUGUGUCUGCAGAUUUGAUCAAAUGCAUCCGUCACCAUCAGCGAUUAAUAAAAGUGCUGCAGGAUGUUAAUUCCUUAUUGACUCCCAUCAUCUUCAUGCAAGUUUUCACGAGUAGCAUUGUGUUCUGUCUGGGUGGAUACGCGAUCAUCAGCAACAACGCAGCUGAUGACCUAUUCAAAUUUGUGUCCUACAUAUUAUCGAUGACGAUACAGCUUCUACUGUGGUGCUGGCCCGGCGAGAUUCUAAUUGAGGAAAGUCUGCACAUAGGAUACGCUGCUUAUGUGAAUGUGCCGUGGUACAACCUCCCGCCAUUUUAUCGAAGACAGUUAUGCCUCAUUGUUUUGAGGUCGCAGAAGACUUGCAGUCUAUCGGCGUUCAUCUUUCAUUCGCUGUCAAUCUAUACUUUGACGAAUGUACUUAAUACAGCUUUCUCUUAUUUUGCUCUGUUGCGGCAAAUACAGGAUAAAAAUAUGUAA
Molecule: messenger RNA, 1266 nt
Organism: Megachile rotundata (alfalfa leafcutting bee)
Lineage: Eukaryota; Metazoa; Arthropoda; Insecta; Hymenoptera; Megachilidae
Biological process (GO): detection of chemical stimulus involved in sensory perception of smell; sensory perception of smell
Cellular component (GO): plasma membrane
Molecular function (GO): olfactory receptor activity; odorant binding
Source: RefSeq, a predicted model, not a curated record